CGAUGAUGACGAGCAGCCGGAACUCAGAAUAAGAAGUGAUGAAGACGUGACGACCUUUCUGCUCUCAGGAUAUUCACCAGAAUAUCAGCUGCUCCGCCUCCUGCUCCUCGCCGGCCGCCACGCUCAUCGAGCUCCAGCCCCUGAUGACGAGCCUCGAACUGCUGGCGAAGCGCGGCAAAGCCCGAGCGGACGGGACGGAGGCCCCCGAGCCGCCGGGCCCCCGGUGCCUGCAGACGGCCAGGGCCCGCCUCCUCAACGGAGUCUCCUACUUCUCUGGAGACAUGAAGGUGUUUGGAAAGUGGAUGGAAAAGCAGUUCUUCCUGCUGCAGCUGCUGGACUGGGUUCUGCGCGGCGCGGCUCAGGUGAUGCUCGUGAACAACCCUCUCAGCGGCCUCGUCAUCUUUGCGGGUCUCAUCCUGCAGAACUACUGGUGGGCUCUGAACGGCUUCGUGGGGACGCUCUUUGCCACCGUCUCCGCCCUCAUCCUGCAGCAGAACAGAGGUGCAAUAGCAUCCGGACUGUAUGGCUACAACGGCACCCUGGUGGGUCUCCUGAUGGCGGUGUUCUCCAACAAAGGAGACUGGUACUGGUGGCUGCUGCUCCCCAACGCCUUCAUGUCCAUGAUGUGCCCCAUCGUGUCCAGCGCCCUGGGGUCCAUACACAGCCGAUGGGAUCUGCCCGUGUUCACGCUGCCCUUCAACAUCCUGGUGUGUCUCCACAUGGUCGCCACGGGACACUUCAACCACCACUUCCCCCAAGUCCUCAUCCAGCCGCGCUCAGAGCUGGCCAACAUCACCUGGGCGGAGAUCGACGUAGCGCAGCUCUUCAUGUCGGUGCCCGUGGGAAUCGGCCAGGUCUACGGCUGCGACAACCCGUGGACCGGAGGAAUCUUCAUUAUCUCGCUGUUCAUCUCCUCCCCCAUCACCUGCACUCACGCCGUCCUGGGAUCUGCCGUGGGCAUGGUGUCAGGCUUGGCUCUGGCAGCACCGUUUGGAGACAUUUACUUUGGCCUCUGGGGAUACAACUGUGUGUUAGCCUGCAUCGCCAUCGGAGGAAUGUUCUACGCCCUCACCUGGCAGGUGCAUCUGCUUGCGAUCACAUGUGCUUUUUUCUGUGCAUACCUCGGCUCAGCCAUUGCCAAUCUCAUGUCCACGGUAAGGUUCUUCUCACUCUUCUAUUUAUCGGCCCAUAAUAAACACAAGUUCCUCACAGUUGCUUUCCAUCCACAGUUUGGCCUGCCCGCCUUCACCUGGCCGUUCUGCCUCUCCGCCCUCACCUUCCUCCUCUUAACCACGGAGACCAACAAGAUCUUCAAGCUGCCGCUGGCCAAGGUCACGUACCCCGAGAAAAACCUGGGCUUCUUCUGGAAGCUGAAGAAGCAGGAGAAAAUGGAAAAGACGAAGAAAGAGAAGGAAGAAAGAGAGGAGCAGAAGAACGCCAUCGAAGAAGAGAUAAUACAGAACGAGAAAGAGCAGCUGAGGCUAGAGCUCGAAAGAUCGGAAGAGCAGCGAGCGGCGAGCGAAGCAUCGGAGGGGAGAACUGAGGAGACGCGUGUGGAAGGCUUUGGACCCGGGGAAGGACCGCAGGGGGCGGAAGACUUGAGGCACGGUGACCUCACCGAGGUCACGGUGUCCGAGGCCGUUUAAUACGGCGCAUGCAGCGGGAGAGACACACCGAGGAUGGAGGCGAACACACCAUCUGGCUUAAAUUGGCAUCCUCCAAAAAAACAUCACACCACCAACCACGGAUAUGCCCUUCAGCAGGGUUCUGACACGUGUGGACCGAUGGAUCUACAGGACUUUAAACCAAAUGUCCAUGACCAAACUGAAAUCUCGGUAUAAACAUGAAAAAUUUAGAAUUUGUUGACAUUGAGAGCAGAGCGUACGCCGGCUUAUAUUUUGACCGUCUUUCUUAAAAAACAUAUUAAUUAUUUCAAUACUCCAGGAGGAGGAGUCAAGACAAAUCCUGCUGCCCAACAUUUAUCAACUUGCCACAACCUGAGGGGCAUCGAAUGACCUCCACACACACACACGUGUUUGUUGACAUGUAAUUAUGAUACUGUGUAUAUAUAUAUAGAUAAAUAUAUAUAUCAAUAUCAAUAUUAUAUAAUAAUUGUUAUGUUAAUGUGCAUAUUAAUUAUUGUGUACUCUUGUAUUUUGAUGCUUAAGCAACAUUUAAAAUGUCAUAAUCAUUUCUGUGGAAAUGUUGUUUGUGGCCAUAAUCUAAUCUAAUAAAGUAUAUAUGAGAUUAGCAACCGACACAUGAGUCUUGCAUGCUUUCUAAUAACUGCAAAAGGUCUCGAUGGAACUCUGCUAAACGCUUCAACUUUAACUAAACAAUAAGCUCAGCAACUAAAAGAUCUGGCAUAGGGCGAAGGUAGGGUCACCUGGACAGGUCAGAGGUCAUCUCAGGGCUCAUAUAGAGACAGACAACCAUUCACAUUCACACCGACGGGACAUUUAGAGAUCAAUUCACCUGCUGCAUGUCUUUGGACUGUGGGAGGAAGCCGGAGAGGAUGGACAGGUGUCAUAGAUGUCAUGUGACCAGAAGGAAUCAUUACACACACAUUAAAACACAGGAACAACACAAUGAAGAUGACAGAGUGGAUGAAGAGUUGGUAGUCGGCAUAUUCCACCAUCCAGACCUCCACGGUCCAUCAGGUGGAGGUAGA
Messenger RNA from Pseudoliparis swirei, 2671 nucleotides. RefSeq names its product solute carrier family 14 member 2 (gene slc14a2). Gene Ontology annotation, cellular component: membrane. Bases 144 to 1646 code for a protein of 500 amino acids. Gene Ontology annotation, molecular function: urea transmembrane transporter activity. The transcript has 9 exons. NCBI's taxonomy places the organism in Eukaryota, Metazoa, Chordata, Actinopteri, Perciformes, Liparidae. Gene Ontology annotation, biological process: urea transmembrane transport. The record is from RefSeq and is a predicted model, not a curated record.